Molecule: messenger RNA, 1440 nt
Organism: Epinephelus moara (kelp grouper)
Lineage: Eukaryota; Metazoa; Chordata; Actinopteri; Perciformes; Serranidae
Exons: 5
Coding region: 51-764 (237 amino acids)
Source: RefSeq, a predicted model, not a curated record
GAAAGGUUGCGCAGCUGCAGAAAAGUUGCAGCUCGUGGUGGACUACGAGGAUGGGCUGUGGAGUUCUGCUGAGAAUUCUGCUGGUCUUUUUAUGGAUGAAGCCCACGGACGUUGUCUCAAACACAGUGUUACAGUGCCCAGAUACCUCAGUGGACGGAGAAAUCGGCAAGACAGUGAUUCUACGGUGUUUGACGGAGCCCCAGAUGAAUGUCAAUGACAUGACAGUGGAAUGGGUUGUUAAUGACACAGAUGACCAUGUUCAUGCACAACGCGGAGGAAAACAGAAACUUGAUGAUCAGAUGAAGGAGUACAAAGGAAGAACAUCUCUCUUCGACAACAAACUUUCUGAAGGGAACUGUUCACUGCGCCUCACAGUACAGAUGUCUGAUAGUGGGAGUUAUCACUGCUCUGUUAUUGGAGAAGAAAUUCUCUCCUGUUUUAUGUACCUCACCGUCCAUGAACGUGUAGAAAUCGACUCUUCUGGACUCAUUAACAAGCCUCGUGAUACCAGCUCUUCAGGCUCAGGACAGACAGGUGGUGAUGGCAAGACUGGCAAUGACACCUCUACACCUUUUCCAGUUGUUGCCAUCAGUGUCGCUGGCGUCAUCCCCAUCAUCAUCGCCAUCAUCAUCAUCAUCGUCGUCUUCGCUGUGGUGAUCUGGAAAUGUAAAAAGUCCAGAAAAGAACAGAACAACCAAAACAUGAAUGAAGAAGAGAUGAGAAGGAUUGCGUACCCAAACGCUCCAGGAGAUGGAGACAGAUGACUCGAAAGGACUUGGCUUUAAUUCAGUAUUAAAGGCACGCUAAGCACCACUGGUUUACGUUUACGUUCAACAAUGUUAUCAAACACCCUGGACCCAAAUGUUUUUGUUGCCAUGUGCGGAGCCUGGGCUGCCUACACAGACCAGACUUUUUCACAGCAUAUUCAGAGGACAUGGUGAUCGUGAGGAGAUGUUUGCUGUAUGGGACAUAUGACUCGACUUGACUUGCUUGAUUCUCACCACAACUAACUUGGGACUUGCUUGAGACUUGAAGGUAAAGACUUGAGACUUGCUUGUGACUUGCACAUGUGUGACUUUCCCCCAUGUCUGGCAGGAACACCUGAAGUAUUUUUCUAUGGGCAACAAGGGGCUUAGCGAAUAAAUAUGGUGCAGAGAAAUAAGACAUGGUCACAGCCAAGCAUAAAGUCAACAGUGAGGAUCGCUGCUUUUAGGAGUGGUGGAAAGUUAAAUACAAAUUUACUGAAAGAUGAAACAGUUGCGUUUGUCUUGUUUGUUAAUGAUUAUUUUUUUCCGAUAACCUGUUUAAUGCGAGAAGCAGCUGGCCCCCACGUAUUUUCAUAUCAUCUAAUCAGGCCCCCCUGCCCAAACCUAAACCUAAUUCUAACCUGAACCUUAAAAACAAAUCUUAACCCUUGAACAGGCCUUUAAAAAAGUAAGG